AUGACUCUCACACAAGCUGCUAGUUCUCUUGCCUGUGCAAGUAGAGGUUGGGCGAAUUUGGAUAUUGAUAAGAUUGAAUAUCUUGGAGAAGAAUUUGCCAAUCAGCUUGAUGAAGGGUAUCAAGUAAUUUGCCCUUGGAGAGGAAAUAGUUGUGCUGAAAGCUUAGUGCAAUUCCCUCCUACACCUCCAUCAGCCCUCAUAGGAGGCUACAAAGAUCGUUGUGAUGGAUUAUUCCAAUUUCUUUACCUCUCAAUUGUUGCUUCUUCCACACUUGAUCAAAUGAAGGUCUCUAGAGGCCUGGAAAUUACUUGA
This is a messenger RNA of Lactuca saligna, 312 nucleotides long. The record is from the annotation of a GenBank genome assembly. NCBI's taxonomy places the organism in Eukaryota, Viridiplantae, Streptophyta, Magnoliopsida, Asterales, Asteraceae.